GGGAACAUUGGGUGAUGGACAAGAAGUUGCAAUAAAGAGAUUAUCAAGCGGAUCAAGCCAAGGGCUAGUGGAGUUCAAAAAUGAGCUUAUACUUAUAGCCAAACCGCAACACACAAACCUUGGCUCUUAGGCUUUUGCGUUCAAGGAGAAGAGAAAAUGCUUGUCUAUGACUACAUGCCUAAUAAAAGCUUGGACACUUUUAUCUUUGAUGACUCCAAAAUGAAGCUAUUGAAGGGAUAACUCGAGGGCUACUUUAUCUUCAUAAAUACUCGAGAUUGAGAAUAAUUCACAGAGAUCUGAAGUUGAGUAACAUAUUGCUUGAUGAAAACAUGAACCCCAAGAUAUCAGAUUUUGGGUUGGCCAAGAUAGACAUAACGAAUGCAGCUGGAUCAAAUACGAAACAGGUUGUCGGCAGAUAUUACAUGUCUCCUGAAUAUGCAAUGGAAGGCAUAUUCUCUGAAAAAUCUGAUGAUUACAGUUUCAGAGUUAUGGUUUUGGAAGUUGUCAGUGGUCAGAAAAAUAGCAACCAUUUUGAGUUUGAUCGUCCACUUAACCUGGUUGGAUACGCAUAGGAACUAUGGAAACAUGGUGGAGCAUUACAAUUAAUGGAUCCGGCUUUAAGUGAUUCAUGUUUUAAACGAUACCAAGUUUUAAGAUGCAUUACAUUGAGUCUGCUAUGCGUGGAAGAUAAUCCAUUGGAUAGGACAACGAUGUCUGAUGUUAUCUCUGUGCUAAUUGGAAAGAUGCAAUUGGCAUUGCCAAAACAGCCUGCAAUAAGGAUUGUAGAAACAUAUAUAGAGAGCAAAGAGGUGGAAAUUUACUCAUUGAACGGCCUAACCAUGUCUACCAUGGAUGCAAGAUGACCAAAAGACUUGUACUCAUGUUAAUUUUUAUGUUUUCCAGCCAAGAUUAUUUUUUUUUAUAUUACACCAGUGUAAAAAUUAAAGUAGACUUAUAUAUUUUCAUAACUAUUUAUAUAAUUAAUCCGGUCUAUUUAUAUUGAUCAUACAUAUAAAAUUUAAUGUAAAUUUAACUAUUUAUUUUAUAUAAAAUAUUAAUAUGUUUAAUAGACUACAUGCACAUAACAUAUAAUUGCUUAUUGACAAUUCUUUCUUUUAUGGUUAUAGGUAGGGGAAUAAAUUUACGACGUCGUAUUGCUUUUUGUACUUUGUUUUCUAAAAAAGUUUAGAUUUUUCUUUAUCGACCUAAUUGAUUAUUCUAAAAAUGGUUUGCAGCCAUCUGAUGAGCAUCAAGACAGGACCACUUGUUCAAACUUUUGAAAGUAAUAUCCUCAGCUGGACGACUUUUUUUUCCUGAUGAAAUCCUUUUCUGUAAGACUUAUGAUUGGUUAAACGAGCAGUGGUGGUGCCUUUUCUGAAAGUACAUCUGUUACAUGUGCGGCAACUAAAGCAAAGGUGAACGCUGUUUUAGGACAAAUUCCCUAAACUGCUCGGCUCAUGAAUUCCUUUCUCAGUUUCCCCAAACCCUAAGUUUCUGCUCACACUUUCCUCAUAUUUCAGGUGAUCAGAAUGGCUUCAAGUGAUAAUGGGAAUCUGAAAGAGCAAAUUGAAGAAUCCAAUGAUACUAAAACAACAGGGCAAAUUUCUCUUCACGUUUCAUCGUCACAAAAGAUGCUUCUAAACAGUGAAAACCCUCAAAGAAAGCCAUUUAUGAACUUUAUGUCUCCACCAAGUAGAUUCAAGUUUCUCAACUUUAGCUCUGCAUCUGCUAGUUUCAAGCGUUUAGCCGAAGAAAGAGAUGAGGUUUCUCGGUUGGUGGCUUCUUCAAGUGGUCAUAGGAUACGAGAACGUCUGACUGGGGUUUUUGCUAAAAAGAUUGAUUGGGUUUCUCUCAUGAAAAUGUGUAAGGAAUGGAUUAGGGACCCUAUGAAUAUGGCCCUUUUUGCAUGGAUCCUGGCUGUUGCUAUCUCGGGUGCUAUUCUGUUCCUUGUCAUGACUGGAAUGUUGAAUAAAGCGCUCCCUAAGAAGUCCCAGAGAGAUGCCUGGUUCGAAGUCAACAAUCAAAUUCUCAAUGCUCUGUUUACUCUCAUGUGUUUGUACCAUCACCCUAAGCGUUUUUACCAUCUUGUACUUCUUUGUAGAUGGAAACCAGAAGAUGUUUCCCGACUCAGAAAGGUAUACUGUAAGAAUGGGACCUAUAAGCCCCAUGAGUGGGCACAUAUGAUGUUGGUUGUUGUGCUACUUCAUAUCAACUGUUUUGCUCAGUAUGCUCUUUGUGGUCUGAACUGGGGAUACAAGAGAUCUGAGCGACCUCCUAUUGGUGUUGGGAUAUGUAUGUCAUUUGCAAUAGGUGCACCAGCAUUGGCUGGUCUUUACACCAUUGUUAGCCCUCUUGGGAAGGAUUAUGUUUCUGAAGAGGACGAGGAAGCACAGGGGGGAAUUGAUGCUGGUGAAAUUAGAUCAGAGCAUUCAAGACGAAAAUCAUUCGAGAGGAGAUAUUCAUUUGCAUCCGGCGAGGGAGAAAGAAUUGUUGAAAGCAGACCGCUCUGGAGUGGAGGGAUACUAGACAUCUGGGAUGACAUUUCUCUAGCAUAUCUUUCUGUUUUUUGUACCUGUUGUGUGUUUGGGUGGAACAUGGAGAGGCUCGGUUUCGGGAACAUGUAUGUACAUAUUGCUACUUUUCUCCUGUUUUGUAUGGCUCCAUUCUGGAUUUUCAAUUUGGCUGCUGUGAAUAUCGAUAAUGAGACUGUCAGAGAGGCUCUUGGUUUUACCGGAAUUGUUCUUUGUCUGUUUGGUUUAUUAUAUGGUGGCUUCUGGAGGAUUCAAAUGAGGAAGAGAUUUAAUUUGCCAGCUUACAAGUUUUGUUUCGGACAUCCAGCAGUAGGUGAUUGCACGCUAUGGCUAUGCUGUUGUUGGUGUGCCCUUGCUCAGGAAGCACGCACCGGGAAUUCUUAUGAUAUUGUAGAAGAUAAGUUCUUAAGAAAGCAAACAAACAAUGGUAACGAGGUGCGAAUGUCACCUUUACCUCGUGAACAAGGGAUUGUACGAUUUAGUUCUGACCCUAGUUCUUUGCUCGGGUAUGGUUCUAGCCCAACCACGAGAUUUACAACCAAUUCUCCAAGUCCCAGAAUGAUUUCAAAGGAAUAUUAUAGCCCUGACCGACAGCUUUCUACAGUGAAAGAAGAGUUUUCCAUAGCAGUUAAAGAUGAAACUAUGAUUCCACCUAGUCCGUCAUCGAUGACACAGAGAGAAGAAACAUAAUCGUGGAAAUUGACCAAUGAAUUGAAAUACAUUAUAUAAAUUUCACAUUUUCUCAUACUUCCUCAUUUCUUUUCCAUUUUUGGGGUGAAUAUGUAAGUAAAUUUUGGACUACAAUGAUGUUGUGGAGAUAUCUUUUUCUUAGCAGCAUUAGUUUUCAAAUGAUACUGCAAAUUUAGUUUAUGAGUGUAAAUUGUAACUUUGAUUCCUAUCCUUGGCAUUAGCUUUACGAAGCAAUCUAAAGCUCAAGGGCAUUUUCCAAA
Messenger RNA from Gossypium arboreum, 3481 nucleotides. RefSeq lists its product as uncharacterized. Lineage: Eukaryota; Viridiplantae; Streptophyta; Magnoliopsida; Malvales; Malvaceae. Gene Ontology annotation, biological process: sesquiterpene biosynthetic process. Gene Ontology annotation, molecular function: cyclase activity. Bases 1530 to 3221 code for a protein of 563 amino acids. The transcript is spliced from 5 exons. The record is from RefSeq and is a predicted model, not a curated record.